CCCAGGGCGACUUCAACUUCCCGCUUCCACGGUUUUAUGUUCCAUUCACGCUCCAUGAGCACACAUGAACCAGGAUUGCAACUGUACCAUCAUCGUAGCGUUGCUCCAGGCUUGUGUGUUCCCAGUCAUUUGGUUGACGAAUUAGCCUUCUCUGCGCUGAAAAAAAGUAUGUUUCUAUUCGUAUGUUGCUGAAAACUGAUGAUAGAGCUGCCGACUAACAUCAUGGAGAUGAUCCAAGUGCUGUUAUUUUUCACAGGGUUGCUUGUCAUCGUUUUCGGCGCGGUACCAGAACUACAAAUAACCCAAACGGUUGAGGGGAACUGCAGUGCUGCACAGGCAAGAGAUGGCAAUUUCUUGACAGUAGACUAUGAGGGAACUUUCGAUAACGGGACAGUUUUCGACUCUUCUUUUGCAAGAAACGAGUCUUUUAAAUUCACCCUGGGUGAUCCCAGACUCACUAAAGGAUGGAACAUGGCGCUGCAAGGUGCAUGCGUCAAUGACGAACUUCAAUUGAAGAUACCCUACUCCCUUGCUUAUGGCGAAGAUGGCAGGCCUCCCAUCAUACCCCCAAGGACUGACCUCAACUUUUGGGUCCACGUGCUGGCUAUUGAUGACGUUAACCUAUCACUCACUGGAAACGGAGCGGCGGACGGAUUCAUGACAAACGCCACCGACAGCACGUCAGACAUGGAUGACGAUGACGAUGACACAGAAGGGAACCCGGAGCCUUUUGACCCCUCAGGCCUUUUGUACAAGCUGCAGUUUCUCGCCAUCCCAGUGGCAGUCAUUCUCUUCAUCUUGGUCGCCUACUGCAUUUACACCGUCGAGUACCCAGACAGGAAGAUCAAGUUUUACAGAGUCAGCGAUCACGAGAGCGAUGGGGGACUGAAUCGGGUUGUCUGACCUGAGACUAUACCAACAACAAUAGGCAGCCGUGAUAAGGACUGUUAGUAAGUUCACGUGGUUAAGAAGGGCUGAAGAUCUUGGGUAAGCAAUUAGGGAAUUCCUGCACAACACAGAUAAGGAACUAUACAACCCAGCCAGCAAGUAACAACUUUAGCGGACAGCUGAUGGACUUGUUUCACGAAUUAGACUGCUACAAACACGACGGUGAGUGAAAUCCAACUAAGACUGGAAUAUUUGGAGAGUCAGUAGACCUUUUACCAACUCCUUACCAACAAAUUGCCCUUCUGUUUUGCAGGCCGUAGCACCACGGUCAUUUGACGGCAAAACAUGUGUACAUUAUGUCUACAUUUUGAGUUCACUUUUGUGCCAUUAGACGUGAAAUUCGAUAUUUAGCUUUGGCGGGAUCGCAAUGCAUACAGCCGACAUAAAUGCAUUGUGUUUGAUAGCAGUUAACUAAGUUGUGUCAUACAAAUGUCAAGUAGCUACGUAUUUUAAUCAGCUUAAUCCUCGUGGCAAAGGGGAGGGGUGAAACUGCAUAGAUACUUGGAUAGCUACCACAAUACAACUACAGUGAAAGUAUUGGUAAGUUUGAAUAGGUAGGUUUUCCCCUUUUGCCGUAAUUGAAAUUAUUACUCAAAUUCUGGUGGCGUUGGCGGUGAUAUAAGCAGACAAACCCAUCAACUUUCUUGUAUCCGCCCACACUGUGCUGGGUGUAGCGAUAAUUGCUGAUAACUCACAGUGAUUGGGCACGUUUGAAUCUGUCUUGCAUAUAUGUAUGCAUUGGGGAUCUUUGAUUUAUUCCAUGUACUAGAAUUUGUUUUAUUCCUUGUAUUAGAAUAGCAGUCACAUUGUUUCUUACCAACUGUUACAUUUUAAAUUUUUGUUUUGAAAAUAUUUGUUCAUUUUGUGUGGAAUUACUGAAGUAGCGAGGCAAUAAUCUUCCGUAGAUGAAUUUAUGCCCUAGGAGCAUCGUAUUUAUAUACUGGUAUAAUACAAACAUAAAAUCGCCAAAUUCAUUGAAUUCCCUCUGGUUUGCCUGUGACAUUCCAUUUUGGCUUAUCUUUUUAAAAAAAAAAAAAACUACAAACAUGGAAUAACAUUGAUAACAUAAUUAUUAAAUGUUUAACGAGUUAAUGCGAAAAGUCCACUGUACAAAAUUUAUUUGGAUAAGGAAGUCUGCUGCUUUAUACACAAAGCAAAAUAUUCACUUAAAAUGAUUAAAGCAAAGGUCCAGGUCUUUAGCGCUGCAUUUUUGAGCUUUUCUUUUUAAAAUUUGAUAUUAUUGUUUAGACCCUGUACAAUUGUUUUGUUUAUAAAAAAGCAAUAACAAAUGUUUAUAAUUCUGAAGCAAACAACGAUGUAGCAGAAGGCUUCAAACUAUAAAAUAAUUUUGAGAGGGUAAAUAUUUACAUUUAGAAGCAAAGUAAAUUUAAUACUGCUUUAUUUUAGGGUUACCGAUACAUUCAAAUCCCACAAAUCAUCCACAAACGUGUUAUUUGCUAUCGACUUCCCAAUCAACUUUAUGCUUUAAAACACAAAUCGGUAGAAUUAUUCCUUCAAAUUGUGUGAAACUCUUGCUUCAUUGCUAUUGCAGGAAUGCUGUUUUUUGGAACUUACAAUUUUUUUUUUCAAAAUUUUGCAUAAACGUCGUUAUCUCUGAAGCUCAUCAGUGUUACAACAUGGUUAGACGGUUAUCUUUUCACUAAAAUGUUUUGAUUGAUUUCAGAAAGAAA
Acanthaster planci (crown-of-thorns starfish) is the source of this 2639-nucleotide messenger RNA. RefSeq lists its product as uncharacterized. The record is from RefSeq and is a predicted model, not a curated record. Gene Ontology annotation, molecular function: peptidyl-prolyl cis-trans isomerase activity. Gene Ontology annotation, cellular component: endoplasmic reticulum. NCBI's taxonomy places the organism in Eukaryota, Metazoa, Echinodermata, Asteroidea, Valvatida, Acanthasteridae. Gene Ontology annotation, biological process: protein peptidyl-prolyl isomerization.